Spodoptera littoralis (African cotton leafworm) is the source of this 3640-nucleotide messenger RNA. The record is from the annotation of a GenBank genome assembly. NCBI's taxonomy places the organism in Eukaryota, Metazoa, Arthropoda, Insecta, Lepidoptera, Noctuidae.
GUAUCGUAUAUCCCUACAUAAAGUUUUAUCUCAAUUACCUCUAUUGUCUUGAUAUAGUCGUUAUCAUACAUUCAAAAAAUCAGCCGAGGUAAGCAGGCUGUCUCUCUAAAUGAUUGCUAUACAGCGCGCCCAGUAUAUUUCAACGGACCAGGGCGGUACCGCGGAGCGGAGGCGGCAACGGCGCCCCAUGCAGGCGCUUCUAGUUCUCUAUAAUUCCACUUGCCGCGUCACCGCACCCUAUGUCCAGCGCCAACAGCCUGCGCAGUUGCUGAUUUUUAGGUGUCCCUGGGGACGGGGGCUAGGGGACUGUGGACAUCCAAUGUGAAUGUCAACAACCCCGCGCAUCUUUUACCGCGCAGUAGUCGAGAUGUGAUCAGUCAAACAUUAAAUUUAAUGCAAGCGUGUGUGCAUAUCAGACACAGAUGAAUCCAUUUUGUGAAAAUCAGAACUAAUAUUUAGUGAUUUAUUGGAAUAACUUUUGUGAAUCUGGGCUUGACUCAGUUGAAAUCGUGAUUAUCGUGUAGUGAUUUCGUGUUACAGAUUGUUGUGAUAGUGUUGAAUUGUGUUAUUUGUUUUUGUUAGUUUGUUGGGUCCGGUGCCGGGACUCCGGCCCUCGUUUACAUAAAAUGGCGUCAUCACAAAUAAAUAACUAUCAAUACAUAAUGGAUAGCGAUAUAACUCCCGAGAUUUUAAGAUCAAUGAGAACUCAAUAUUACUCGAAACUUCCAACCACCUACACUUCGGAAUGUACAAGUGGAAAAAAAAUAUUUAUGUGUAAUAUGGCGAGUCAGGACUUCGUAAAUAUAGUUCUGCAACGAAUGAGAGGGGUUGGUGCCGAAUUUGAAGGCCACACUACAGAUAAAAUGGCUUUAAAAAUUGAACUUGAGCAUUACAAAGUAGUUGUUGUUAAUGGAAAGGAAUGGUUGGUUAAAAAUAUUUGUGGACACGAUAAGAUCAUAGUGCCGUGGGAGGAUUCCUUCGAGCUCGUCUGGAAGUUACAUCUUGAGAACGCCCACCCAGAGCCCGCAGAGCUAAUGGACAUUAUGCAAAAAAAUUACUUGAUAAACAGGAACACUAUAGAAUGUAUUACCGAAGUGUGCCCUGUAUGUCAAGGUGAUAAUCAACCAAACGUUAAAUAUACAUUGGAUAUCAUACCAAUGUGUACUGAUCCCGACUUUUCAUUCAGUAGCAUUUUAGCUUACGAAGAUGUUUUUACUAAGUUCGUACAUUUGCGACCGAUCUACAAAGACCUAUCAAUAGAUGAACUAAAGGUUGAGCUGAUGCGAGUGUUCAUGGAUUUUGGACCUCCGAGAAAAAUUUUGCUUAGCCACGCUGUGCUGACGGAAGCCAUUUCCAAAGUAAAAGAUUUCAGACACAAUUUCGAUUUUGACGUUAUUGUCAAGAAAGUUCAAUUAGAUUUUGAUAAAAUUAAUCGCCUCAAAGCGACAAUAAGUAAAUGGAUGAGAGACAACAAGUCUAAAAAAUGGGGGGCUAAUAUUCAUAAAAUUGAAUGGGAGCUUAAUAACAGAGUCACUGGAAAAGACCACAUGUCUGCAAACUCUAGAGUGUUUGCCGUGAAAUUAAUGAGAGCUGAAAGGGAGAAAUUAAACUUGAAGAACCAGGCAAUAGAAAAUUUGCCUUCACCAAGUGUAUACAGUCGAUGCGAUCCCGUUCUGCCUAUUAACAUAAGUCCUGCGGAUGUGGCGAACGAAACUUUUUCUUUUGAUAUGGACGAAAACUUGUUAAAUUUAGUUGCGGGUACUUCGACAGAGGAAAGAGAUACCCUGACAUUUGAUGAUGAUAACAUUUUUCAAAACAUUUUAGUUACUGAUGGACAAUAUGACAUACCAAUGUUCAGCGGUGGAACGGAUCUAGAUUUAUUACAGCAGGAGACUGCCCCGCCAACCUAUGAAUACCCAUUAUCAGAAGGAAUGGAAGUAGCGGGUGCCCCAGUAUCGGAUCAAAUUGAACAAAUUACCGAUUUACAAAUACCGAGUGAAGGCUUCUUAGCUUACACCCUGAACACUACCAACACUAACACACAAACCACAGGAUCAACAUUAGUCUUGAUAUAUAAAGCGCCAUGCACGCAGGUCUAUCCGGCUGGAUCUGAACAUUUUUGAUUAGACAAUCAAGGAUGUACAGCCGUCAAUCAAGAGAUGGCUUGUAUUCCUGAAGUUAAUCACUCGCAUAACAUCAUGGACUGGGAUGAAAGCAUUAUUAGUGGUGAUAACUACGAGGGAUGUGAUGGUACGGUGCAUAAUGAGGGGAGAGAAAAUAUGGCUGAAGAAAAUGUGAUAGUAAAACGUGAAAAACGCAAACUGACCAUCCCAUCCUCUCUGGGUUACGGCGAGCGUGGGGCCGGCAACGUGAUCCCUCCCCAUGCUACCCUCCACUUUGAUGUGGAACUCAUCAACAUCGGUGACUCGCCCCCGACCACCAACGUCUUCAAAGAAAUCGACGCUGACGCCGACAACAUGCUGUCCCGUGAAGAAGUGAGUAUAGAGUUAGCGUUCCAAGCCAUGGAUACCGAUGGAGACAAAGAAUUAUCGCGCGAGGAGGUCAGCGAAUACUUGAAGAAGCAGAUGGUUCCGUCCGACGGCGCCGAGAUGAGUGACGACAUCAAACAGAUGCUGGAGAGUCACGACAAGCUUGUAGAAGAGAUCUUCCAACACGAAGAUAAGGAUAAGAAUGGAUUUAUCAGCCACGAGGAAUUCUCAGGGCCAAAACAUGAUGAACUCUAAAUACCUAAUUAUUUAAUGUAGAAAACUCGCUCCCGUAUCAAUACUGAUUUCAUAUUUAGCGCAGUGACGGGAGCCGAGUCCGUAAGUUGUGCGUGCAUUAAGUGUUUACAAUUAUUUAUACCCGGUCAUAAGUAAAUUUCCAAUAGACCUGCGAUGUAAUGAUGUCGAUCUACGGAUCCAGUAUGUGUAGAUUUAGUAAGUUUUAAGAGUCAUUUUAUAAAUUUUUGUUGAGUCUUUUGUACUUAGUUUAUUUUACUUGUGUUGUUGGUGCAAUGGAGUUUUGUUAUUUAGAGUACGAUUAUUAGUAUAACUAUAUGCUUUUAUGGUUUAUUUCUGUAUGAUAUUUUUUAACUUUCUGCAUAAUAUUACCUAUCGAUGUCUAUUUUGCAUGUAAUUUAUAACUUUUAAUGGUCAACUGAAUAAUCAUAUAAUAUUAUAAAUGUAGUAGAUGGAACCAUAUGAUAAUCUCAAUGUAACUUAUUAUUAUCCAAUAACGGUUAUAUAUCUAAGUAAUAAUUAAGUCAUAUCUAUCCGCAGGAGUACAUAAAGCUCCAUUACAUACUCUCUGUAUUGCAUAAUCAAAUUAGAAUGAUACAGAACUACAGCACUUCCCCUAUAUUUGAGUUGACUAUAAUCUAUUCUGUAAUUACUUUCUUGCUCAAAUACUCUAUCGUUUCUCGUGUUUGUAUGUCCUUGAAUUGUCAGCUUCAAUGCAAUUUGAUUUAAUUCAAUCCUGUUUUGGGAUCUUGAAUUAACUGUUUGUAAUACUUACUUAUAAUAAUUAUGUAACUUUAUUUUAAGUGCGUACGUCGUAAAAGACAACGAUUACCUACCCUGUUCGACGUUCAUUCCGCUGUGGUUUAAAUAAACUUAUUUAUACCUUUACCUACCAAUAA